AUGGCUAGAUCAAGGCGUGGAAGUAUCGUUAAUUUCUCCUUACAACAAAGGAGUUUAUCCAUUAGUGAUCCUUCAUUAGAUGUCAGCAUUUCAUCAGACGUUACUCAACAACAACAACGAAAAUUAUCAACAAUAGACAAUAAUUCCACUAAAGUUUUGGUAUUCAAUGCAAAAUGUUCAGAUUUAUUUAAGCAGACAUUAGAAGAUGUUGUUAAAGAUUGUAUACUCGAAUUUCCAGGUGAAAAUUCUGUUUAUGUUUCAAAAACGGGUCAUUCAAUUCAAAUACCGAAAUCAGCAUCAGGCUCAUUGCCACCAUAUUCAUUAUAUGUUGGCGAAAAUACUAAUGAUUCGUUAAUAAAACAAAAAAAAUCAAAUAUUGAGAGACGACGAAGUUCAAUAAAUCUUUUACGGGCAUCAAUACCAAACUCUCUUAAUUCAAUGAACGAGAUUACACGCGCCAGUAAUGAUGAAACCAACGUCAUAGCGUCAUUACCACUAUCGUUACAGGGUGCAGCAAUAACAACCCUAUCAACAACUCGCAUGAAAAACUCUGCAAGAUUUAAUGCAAAAAUUUUAGAAGCUAAUAUCAGAGAAGAAAGUGAAUCAGCAAUUAUCGAAAAUAAUGAAUUAACCAAAGAAUCUUCAACAAUUGUUAUGCCAGAAACAGUGCCACUGGAUCGUCAAAGUGUUCGAACUUCGUUGACUACACGUCUAAAUUCACCACGUUUAUUAACCCGUGAAAUGUCAUCACGUACACUAUCCUAUUUUGAACGAAACAAAGACUAUCUUCUAUCCGAUUUAGUUCUAUUUGGUCCCGAAUACUUUUCACACGUUUUUAAUUUAACACGAUCGUCUCGCUAUGCUCCCGUCCCACAUAAGACUGUUCCUGACAAAAUCACGAACACAAACCAACCAUUGUCGAAACGUGUAUCGACAUCAAAGUCGAUGCCAAAACUUAAAGUACAGCGUGUUAAACAGAAGAAAAGUGAAAAUGUUACUGAAUUAGAUAGAAUAAAACAAGAUCUUUAUCAUCGAUAUUUAUGGACACUUAAACCAAAUGUAUCAUGUAGAAUCCGUCCACCAUCAAGUUAUAGUAGAAAUGCUACGUUUGUUAUAUGA
This is a messenger RNA of Didymodactylos carnosus, 1119 nucleotides long. The record is from the annotation of a GenBank genome assembly. NCBI's taxonomy places the organism in Eukaryota, Metazoa, Rotifera, Eurotatoria, Philodinida, Philodinidae.